GAGCUCACCGCUGGGACUGCUGGGACAGACGCUAUGGCUAAGGAUACUCAAACGAAGAAGCCUUCGAAGGCUGACAAGAAGACUCGCUCUAGCGCAUCUGUUUCUGCUAAGGAUGCUGUCCUCGGCACCCCGUCUAUGAAGGUCAAGGCUGCAAAGGAGGCCUCGCCUGCCCCUACUCCUGCUGUCGAAAAAAUGGCUACCAAGGAGCGACAGAAGGAGAGGAAGAAGGAAAAAGAGGAAAAAUCUCUGAAGAAAGCUAAGGGAGAGAUAGUGGAGGAGAGGCAGGACAUGAAGGAGGCAAGCAAAAAAGCGAAAGGUGAUCAGGACGUGAGUGCGGCGGUGAAGAGUGUUGCGGCACGGGAUUCUGUUGAGCAGAAAGGGGUGGAUAAGAAGAGGAAGAGGAAGCAGAAAGGGAAGGCUGCCGAUGCUGACACGAGCGAGGAGCGGGUUCUCCAGGAUGAGCCGGCGCAGCAGGCAACUCCCCCUGCCGAAGAGGUCAAGCAGCCCAAUAAGAAGAAGAGCAAGGCUGAGAAAAACAAGGAGGAGGAUAGAGACGUCCAAGAUGGCGGCAAGACCGAAGAACCCUCUCCGAAGAAGGCAAAGAGCAGGUCAGACGGGAAGAAGAAACCCACAGGUUCCCUCCUUUCCCAGAGCGCUCCCCCCGCCCCCGCCCCCGCCCCCGCCCCCGCCCCCUCCUCCAAGAAACCCAAGUCCACUCCCCUGCCGGUUCCUGCAGCACCCUCAUCCGCUGCCGAGGACGAACAGACGGCAGAGGAUGGCGCGGCCGCGUCAGAGGACGAGUCUGUCCACCUGCACGGAUUCUCCGACUCCGAAGAUUCUUCAGACGACGAAGACUUCACGCCGGACGCAGACCCUGUAGAACUCGCCAAGCUACCUACCAUUGCGAAGGACGACGCGACCGUGAAGCGCAGACUGGACAAAGCCAAGCGUCACCCAACAGAAGAUCGGGGGGUCAUCUACAUCGGGCGUCUACCGCACGGGUUCUACGAGGACCAGAUGCGAGGUUACUUCUCUCAAUUUGGGGCUGUCACUCGGUUGAGGCUAUCCCGUAACAAGAAGACCGGACGCUCAAAGCACUAUGCCUUUGUCGAAUUCGCAUCAUCAGAAGUCGCGAAGAUCGUCGCAGAUACGAUGAAUAACUACCUCUUGCUCGGCCACAUCCUACAAUGCAGAGUGAUCCCUAAGGAGGAGGUCCACCCAGAACUGUGGGUGGGCGCUAACCGGAAGUGGCGGGUGGUACCCCGUGAUCGCAUCGCGCGGGUCCAGCAUAACAAGCCUCGGACUCCGGAAGAGCAAGAGAAGGCGGAACGGAGACUGCUUAGUCGCCAGGAUGCGAAGAAGCGGAAGCUGCAAGAGCUGGGAAUCAAGUACGAUCUGGAUGAAGUUUCUUAUAAAAAGUCCAAGCCUGCCACUGCAUAGACUGAUUACCAGUCCGCUAGUUGACGUUUACUGUGAUCUUUUUCUGUAUUUCUUACUGCAUGAAAUGGUUCAGCGGGUCAUCACCGGUACCUGUCAGAGCUUCG
Messenger RNA from Gloeophyllum trabeum ATCC 11539, 1544 nucleotides. RefSeq lists its product as uncharacterized. Gene Ontology annotation, cellular component: nucleolus. Gene Ontology annotation, biological process: maturation of LSU-rRNA from tricistronic rRNA transcript (SSU-rRNA, 5.8S rRNA, LSU-rRNA). Lineage: Eukaryota; Fungi; Basidiomycota; Agaricomycetes; Gloeophyllales; Gloeophyllaceae. The transcript has 6 exons. Gene Ontology annotation, molecular function: RNA binding. Bases 34 to 1440 code for a protein of 468 amino acids. The record is from RefSeq and is a predicted model, not a curated record.